Aphidius gifuensis is the source of this 1903-nucleotide messenger RNA. RefSeq lists its product as uncharacterized. The transcript has 2 exons. Lineage: Eukaryota; Metazoa; Arthropoda; Insecta; Hymenoptera; Braconidae. The record is from RefSeq and is a predicted model, not a curated record. The coding region runs from base 304 to 1779 and encodes 491 amino acids.
UUUUUGUUUGUUUACAAACUCUUAAAGUAUAUGUCUAAUCUAAACACAUUACUAAACACUAUUAUAAUUUUGACAAUCACUAUUUCUAUGGCCUGAUAUUAUUUUAUUAUUGAUUGAACAACAAUACUUGAAUAUUUUUAAAAGUGUAAAACAAUAAAUAUUUGUGCAACAAUUUGUAGGAUUAUUAUUUAAAAGAAAUGGUGUAACAACAAACAACUGAUGGUGUUAUCAUAAUAAAUUAAUAAAAUAAAUCAGAAUAAUUACCUCAGUGCCUAACAUAAUAAUAAUAAUAAUAUAAAUAAAAUGAGAAAAUAUCAUCAGGCAGCAUUGACAUUAACUGCAGCAUUUAGUUUGAUUGCAUUAAUGUUUUACAGACACGAAUACAACAAGCUGAGAUUUGUACUUCAAGUAUUUAAUUAUUUUGGUAAACCAAUGAAAAAUGGUUAUUAUUAUGAUAAUUGUACAUCAAAUAUGCCAAUAUCAAUGAGAUUAAAUAGUGAUUAUUCAGAGCCAAUAUCAUCAUGGCAAAGAUUAUCUGAUAAUUUUUAUGUUUAUUCAUCAUACAGAGUUAAUGAUUAUGAAAUUAAAACAAUAGCAUUUGGUGAAGAUACUGAUAUUAUUAAUUAUUCAUGUAAAAUAUACAUUGAUGAUGAUGAUGAUAAUAAUGGUGGUGGUAAUUAUAAUAAUGAAAAUAAUAAUAAUAACAACAUUGUCAGUGUACCUGGUGAUUUUUCAUAUGUUGUUAUGGAUAGUACACAUCAGCCACAAAGCACAAAUGAUGUUUAUGAAGGUGACAAAACAUAUUCUGGUUUUAUAUUAACAUGCAAAUGUCAAAUGGCCAUUGACAAUGAUAAACAAGUAAUUGGUGUUGAGUAUUCAUCAUCACCAUCAACAGCAACAAACAAUGAUGAGUAUAUUUAUCAAAGUGUUCAUACAAUAAUUGAUGAUAAUAAUAAUAAUAAUAAUAAAAGUGCCAUGGCAAUAUGCAUUACACCAUACAACUCAAACUCAAAUAAUUUACCAAAAAGAAUGGACAUGAUUAGUUAUUUGUCAUUUAAUCAUUAUAUUGGAUUAAAUAAUUUUAUAAUUUAUAAUUCAGAUAUAAUAUCUCAUGUGUUUAAUAAUGGUCUCAAAGCAUUGGCAGCUUUAACAAGUAAUAGUAAUAAUAGCUUUACAUAUACAACAGUAACAUGGAAUUUUCCAUAUAAAAAUAUGCCAAGUUUUAUUUUACGUAAAAUAAUUGAAACUGAUUGCAUUUAUCGUUCAUACAAUAAGGCUGCAUUUUCCAUGACUUUUGAAUGGAAUGAAUAUCUUAAUUUAAAUCAUCAUUCAUCAUUUUUAAAUCUUUUAUCAAAUAUUGAUAAAAGUGUAUUUUUUGGUACAACUGAGGCUGCUGACACAACAAUACUUGGAAAUAAUAAAAAUAUUGAUAGAUAUGAAAUAAAUGUUGUGACAUAUUGCACAGACAUGGCAUCUCAUGAUUCAUUUAAUAAUACAACUCCAAUAAUAUUACGAGCAACACGUAGACUUGUAAAUAAUAAAUUUACUCAACAAAGAUUUGUUUAUAAAUUAAUAAACAAUAUUAAUAAUAUUGCUGAUAACAAAUUAAUAACAAAAGAUAAUAUGAAUGAUUUUGUUGUUAUAAAUAAAUAUGAAAAAUGUUUCAUCGAUGAUAAAAAUAAAAAUCAGCUAUUUGAAAAUGGCCUUUUAAAAUUUGCUGAAUUUAUGACAAAUUCUCAAAUAUUCCAAUAUUACAUUAGUGGUAAAUUAUUUUAUUAGCUCGUAAACACACACACACAAUCUGCUGAUGUACGAACAAUAAAUAACAAGUAUAAUUUUUAUAACCAUUGUGUAUCUCAUUAUUGUUGUUUUAUAAUAAAAAAUAAAAAAAAAAAUAAACAAA